This is a messenger RNA of Larimichthys crocea (large yellow croaker), 665 nucleotides long. RefSeq names its product monocyte chemotactic protein 1B. The record is from RefSeq and is a predicted model, not a curated record. Gene Ontology annotation, cellular component: extracellular region. The transcript is spliced from 3 exons. The coding region runs from base 87 to 395 and encodes 102 amino acids. Gene Ontology annotation, molecular function: chemokine activity. Gene Ontology annotation, biological process: immune response. NCBI's taxonomy places the organism in Eukaryota, Metazoa, Chordata, Actinopteri, Sciaenidae.
AUGAGAGUGAAGCGGACAGAAAGCAGACAGACACCUUAAAACAACAAGAUAGACAGGCAGGUCGAUAGACAACAGAAGUAAUCAAGAUGAUGAUGAUGAUGAAGAAACCCAUCGUUCUGAUGACCUGCCUCUUGCUUGUCUCGUCUCUCGCUAUCGUGGCAUCUCAGGUCAGCUUUGGUCCAGAGAACUGCUGUUUUGACUUUGUUGCUGGAAAGCUAAACAAAAGAAAGGUGGUGGAGUACAGAUACACAGACACUCGGUGCGCAAAGCAAGCUGUGGUUUUCACAAUGAAGAAAGGCUCUGAACUGUGUGCCAGAGCGUCUGAAGACUGGGUGAAGAAUAUCGUCACCUACAUUGACAGCCAAAAUCCGAACAGCACUGCCUCCACUAACUGAGUGGUGGAGCAGUAACCCAUGAUAUAUCUUCACAGCUUUCUCUAUUUUUAUAUAUAUAUAUUUCUAUUUUUUCUGAAAGCUUAAAAAUAAAUAAAUGCACAAUAACCUUUUCUAAUAAUCUGUUCUUCUGUGUGUUUUAAUGUGGUUUUAAGUGAUUAGGUGUGAGCUCGCAAUGUUUUCUGACAUCAUGUUUUGAUUUACAUUGUAUGCCAUUGUAAUGCAUUUGAUCACAAAUAAUUAAAUUCCACAUUGUUGUCUUCAUGCAUUUAA